UCGGCCAACUCUGGUUGGCCUCGGCUCUUUUUGGAGACUGGCCAAAAUGGCGGCGGCGACCGCUGUCGUCGUCUUGCGUCGACUGGAACAUUUCGCGGUCGGGCCUGACAUUUUGCCUCAGUUUCCACCGUGCCGUUUCGUCUCUCGCUGCAGUGUCUUUCCCCUCCGCUCUCUCGUGCAAGAGUGAAGCGACGCACAGCUCGCAGUUUCCGCGAGGUGUAUCACGGAAGAGGAGGCAGAAAAGAGAGUGAUAAAAAAAGUUUUGAAAGCACGGCAAGGUCGGUUGGCUGAAUUGCUCUGGCUGUGGAAUAGCGUAUGCUUCCCGCACUGUGCCUGCGUUGUACUGUGGAUACUCUGCCUUUAGUGUGAAGUGUGGAUCUGCUUUUCCCUGCCCUGGUUCUGGCGGUCUCAACUGGAUUAUGAGGAGACCGUGUUGAGCACGAAUGCCUCCUCCUGACGCUCUGGGAGCCCCUCCUGUGGCGUGGUGGUGGAGCUAGCAGCCGAUGCGUCGGCACAGGAGUCCCCACGGGGGGUCCCGGCUGAGCGCACUCCGGGCCUCGACCCCUGUGUGCCUCCAGCAUGACGACGAACCGUCGGAGUCUGCCACUGCUGUGGUCACAGCUCUGGCCCACCACCAGCAGCACUGCACUCGACGACGCCGGUCAAAAUCCCGUUCCAAGUCGCGUUCCAAGUCCCGAUCGCCCGACAGCCACCGUCGUCCUGCUUCUUCGUGUUCGUCGAGCGGCCGAGGCGUCCUCAGCUUGGACCAGGAGGUUGGGCUGAGCGACGCUGUUCUCCUGGAACCCAUCUCGGAAGAUGCCUUCCUUGCCAACCUCCACCAACGUUUUAAAAGGGACCUCAUUUACACGUACAUUGGAAGCAUGGUAGUAUCCGUGAAUCCGUACAAGAAGUUGGCAAUCUACUCUCCGGAUAUAGUCGAGGCAUACCAGAGGUGCAACAUGUCCGAGCUGCCUCCGCAUAUUUACGCGGUGGCAGACGCGGCGUACACAUCUCUUCGGGACCGGAACCUCGACCAGUGUGUCAUCAUCACUGGAGAAAGCGGUGCUGGAAAGACGGAAGCCAGCAAGCUGAUUUUGCAGUACGUGGUGACGGUAUCAGGGCAAGAAACAGAAGUCGAUGCAAUCAAAGAGCACCUCCUGCAAUCAACGCCGGUGCUUGAAGCUUUUGGCAAUGCUAAGACACAUCGGAAUGACAAUUCGUCUAGAUUUGGCAAAUGCAUGGACAUCGAGUUCGAUUUCAAGGGAGACCCCAUUGGCGGUAACGUCACAAAUUAUCUUUUGGAAAAGUCAAGAGUCAUUUCUCAUUGUCAAGGAGAGAGGAACUUCCACAUAUUCUAUCAGUUGCUAAGUGGUGCUGACAUAUACUUGUUAAAAACGUUAAAACUUCAGAGGAACACGGAAAACUACGCGAUUCUAAAAAGUACAAGAAGCACACAAGCGGAGAGCACAGACGACAAACAUAAUUUUGCACUAACAAAGAGGUCAAUGGAAGCUUUGGGAAUGAGCCCGGAUGAAAUCUACUCUGCCUUACAAAUCGUUGCCGCGGUCCUAAAGCUCGGGAACCUUCAAUUCCAGCCACACGCAAACAUCGACGAUACCGAAGGGUGCUCACUCAUCAACGAGUAUGAGAUUUAUGAUAUCUGCGAAUUGCUCGGCACAAAAUUUGCAUCGCUACACGUUGCCUUGACCCAGAGAGUGAUCGAUGCCAGGCACGAAGUCGUCGUCACAGACCUUUCAGCCACGGAAGCCACUUAUUCCAGGGAUGCCUUAUGCAAGUCUCUGUACAGUCGUUUAUUCACUUGGUUAGUGAGUCGAAUAAAUGACAGUAUUAGGGCAAAACGAAUGGGGAAAAGAAGAUGCCUAGGUGUUGUAGACAUAUAUGGCUUUGAAGUAUUAGAGAGUAACAACUUUGAGCAAUUUGUUAUAAACUAUUGCAACGAGAAACUUCACCAGCUCUUCAUAGUACUUACACUCAAGCAGGAGCAGGAAGAAUACAUUCGUGAAGGUAUUCAAUGGGAGCACAUAGACUACUUCAACAAUGCAAUAAUCUGUGACCUCAUUGAGAAGAACAACCACGGUAUUCUUGCCAUGCUGGAUGAAGAGUGCCUUCGGCCGGGACCCGUGAGUGAUGACGCGUUCUUGCACAAGCUGACCAAAGCUUGCCAGGAAAGCCCUUACUUUGAGAGCAAAGGCUGCAAGAAUUUACUAGCGGAUGUAUCCGUGCCUCCCCAGUGCUUCCGUCUUAGGCAUUACGCUGGUGCUGUUACGUAUUCUGUUGUUGGGUUCAUCGAUAAAAAUAACGACCACCUCUACCGUGACCUGUCCCAAGUGAUGUACAGCUGCGACCAUCCACUCACGAAGAUCCUUUUCCCUGAAGGAAACCCCAAACGGACGACGUUAAAACGUCCAACUACAACUGCCACGCAAUUUAAAAUUGCCAUUGGUGCUCUAAUCAAGAAUCUGCAAUCCAAGAACCCCAACUAUGUUCGUUGCGUAAAACCAAAUGAAUUGAAGCAACCCAUGAUUUUUGAAAUGGCGUUGGUUCAGCAUCAAGUUCGCUACCUGGGGCUGAUGGAAAAUCUAAAAGUACGCCGCACAGGGUACGCCUUCAGGCAGGACUACGAUGCCUUUCUGGAGCGUUAUAAGUUGCUCAGUCUGGAUACGUGGCCAACAUGGCCGGGCCUCCCUCGGGAGGGAGUGAAUCACAUUCUCAAGGACCUGCCAAUUCAUUCCUCGGAAUACGCCUUCGGUAGGACCAAGAUAUUCAUCAGGAGCGCAAGGACGGUGUAUGAAUUAGAAGAAUUUUGGCGUGAGAGGCUACACGAACUGGCAACUCUCAUCCAGAAGACAUGGCGAGGGCACGUUCACCGUGAGCGUUUCCUCCAAAUGCAAGAAAGCCAAAUCACCAUCUCUAGUAAUUUCAAAUGUUGGAAGGCACGUCGCGACUUCUUGCGUAAGAGGAGAGCUGCCACCACCAUCGCGGCAUAUUAUAGGGGAUGGAAGGCAAGAAAAGACUUUAAAAGAAAGAAAGAUGCGUUGACAAGGGAGCAGUUCCACGGCACGAGGCAGAUGAAGCGGAGGGAAUGGGCAGCCUCUGUCGUCGGCAGGUACUACCGGUUCUGGAAGCGGAGACGAUACCUGCUGUGGCUAGCACGCAACCUUCCUUCCGUGUCCCCGUUGGACCGAUCAUGGCCUCCUGCACCUCGCUUCCUCCAGCCUACCAGCCACCUCCUCAAGAAGCUCUAUCACAGGUGGAGGUGUCAAAGGUACAGGUUAAGGUUUGAUCAGACAGCACGAAAUCGAAUGCGGGAAAAAGUCACAGCCAGCAAUAUCUUCCGAGACCGGAAAGCUUCCUAUCCCAAAAGCGUGUCCCACCCCUUCCGCGGUGACUAUGUGCGACUCCGGCAAAAUAUCAAGUGGAAGCGGUUGGCGAACGAAACCGGCGAUCAGUAUGUUGUCUUCGCAGAUAUUAUAAGCAAGAUCACAAGGUCAAGUGGAAAGUGCGUGCAAACCCUGUUCGUCGUGAGCACGAACUCCAUGUUGGUAAUGGACCAGCGGACGCUUCAGAUCAAAUAUCGCAUUCCCGUGGGGGACAUCGUCAGGAUAUCUCUCAGUCCGUUUAUGGACGACAUUGCUGUAUUUCACGUACGGACGACGGAAGCAACAAGAAAAAAGGGGGACUUUCUGUUCGAGACAGGACACGUCAUCGAAAUUGUCACCAAGCUGUUCCUCGUCAUCCAAAACGCAACAGGAAAACCCCCUGAUGUUAGCAUCGCAACGGAGUUCGAAGUGAAUUUUGGCAAAGAGAACGUAGUCCUGGCAUUUCGUUCUUCCGGAACGAGCGACCUCCAGCCGGGGCAGAUCAAGAUUUCUCGCAAAGGAAACAGGAUGGAAGUCAUAUUAUGAGGAUCGCUUUUAUAGGAACUUUCCAAUUGCACCCCCAGAGAGCUCCCUAUGGAGAAGACAAUACUCUAUGCACAGCACCAUUUGCUAAGUGAGGGAUGGCAGCAACCAUGUUUCUCAGCCCUGUUCAGUAAUUUUCUCUCGUCGAGGUUAUUCAAGCGUUGACCAUGACCGACGUUGGCCGACGACAUUGUGCAUUUUAAAUCAGGGUUCGAAACUCUGCUUGAUUUGCCCUUGAUUGUUUACGAGAUACGUGAAUCUCGGUGCGUUUCGUUUAGCCUGUUCCAGGAGUACGUCUUUUGAGUGUAUGUUAUCGCUGCUUUGCAAAGCUUUAGUUCCUGGACGACGAGAGCAAUUUGUUGCUGCACUAAGUGCUUUGUGGUUCGCUGUGCACCAUAGAGACCCUAUAGACUACCUAUAGGUCAAGGAGGAUGAGGGCGAAAAGAAUAUCGAGAGGCUUGCCAGCCAAGUGGAUGGAGACUGGCUGAAGUACAGCCAUUGUUGUUGUUCGUCUGUGUAGUUUGUUUCUUCGGUCGCUAUGCGUAUCGGAGGGGUCACAAUUUUGGUAGCACUUCCUUAAAACUGGCAGGCGUGAGACAUGAUGGCACGUUUCUACAUAAUGACAUACGCGUGGUAGGCUUUAGAGAAUAGCAGAAUUUUGUGUAAGCCAUCUCACAUUUGGCCCCUAGAUAAUUUAUAGGAGCUCUAUGCGAACACAAGUGCCGCAAAUACGUUCUCAUCCAUUCAUUUGUAACACACGCUAGUCGUAUGCCAUAUUGCAUGUGUAGCUGUAGAUGAACCAGAGAAGGUAGCGAACGGGGUUAAUAUUGCUCAAACUAUAGGGUGCCAUAUAUCAUGUGAAGCACAAUAGAGCUUCCGGUCGUACCUAAUUUUAGUUAUAUUUUAUAGCCGACGCUAUCAUUAAGAUUUUAUAUGUACAUCGCGCGAGGUCGAGGUAUAGCCUUGUUUUCAGCAAGGCGCUACGCUUCGACAGCAAACAAUCGUUGCGUUUCUGUCCGGACCCGUUAUAAUUUUGCUUCGAAAACAGCAUUACUUUUGUUGCGCGUUCCCUUUACACGAGGAAUCUUAUUCGUACAAAACUCAGUUCUUAAACGUGUAAACAAUAACUGUUCCUUGUAGUAUUGUACAUGAGCAAAGUUUGGAAACUUGUUCUGGAUUUUUGGAGGAGCACUGCAGGUCUUUAGCUUAGACUGUUAGAACGUUCAACAAUUACUGUGCUAUACUGUAGUUCAACAUUAUAUAUCCACUCGUAUGUACAUAUUUCAUUAUUGUACAUAGGAACUUCGUACGUCAUAACUAAGGCAAUGUACCUAAAUUGCAUGCAGAUAGUUAUAACUGAAAUGUAGUUGACUUAAAGGAGCUUUUGUGGGCCAUUUUGUGUAUAUAGGAAACUCGAGGGCAGACGAGGUUACGAGAGCAUGGAGUGAGGCGACAGACGACAAUAGCACAGCUUACACGGCUUUAGUUGAAAGUCUAGAUGUGUAUGAAAUGAUAGAUGUACUUACGCAUACAUAGGAGAGGCACCCUUUCAGCGUCAUGUAUCCAUUGAACUGGUACUAUAUGUUGUGGUGUCUUGCUAAGACCUCAUCAACUCGGUAGCAAAAAUGUAUAAGGUCGAACUUUACACGACGUUCUCUGCACUGUGCAUACUUCGGGGAAGUGGUACGGAUGUGAACUUUACAAAUUUAGGCAACCAUAGUAGGCGGGAGGUUCUCCGUCUUCGUCUACCAGUCUGUGGUACACAAGUGAACUUCUCUGCUCACUGAUCCCAAAGUGGUUGUUUCGAUCCCGGACGUGAAUGAGUGCAUUUUGGUAUCACGGAAAAAGCUGCACAGAUACAUUGUCUUUCCCUAGGGAUGUUAAAUAGCGUAUGUCGCGUGCAUACACCUCAGCGCGGACGUUUCGAAAAAACUUCAAAUAAUCCACAUACUGAAACAGCAAACACUGAGUAAAGACAUAAUUAGUUCACGCUUAUGACCUUCUUAUGAUCUGAGUUGCACCAUGUCAAAUCCCGCCAUUAUCAAUCGUCUCUGAUUGUUCGUAAUCUUCAGCUAAUUUACCCCCUUCGAAAACGCGUUUUCGCCUUACGGUGCACAUCAGGAGGACACAUAUUAUUGUGUGUUGCGUCCGAUUGUUUCUUAGAUUUCUGUAGUUGUUUCGCUCUUAGUAAGACACCCUGUACAUAUUUCACAUAGGUACGUUUCCUUGGGAUGUCCAGCGCCACAAACAGUGUGCUUUAAGAACGACCAUGCGGCGAAAAUGUUUUUUCCGGAAGUGGCACUUGUUGUCAAUCUUUUCGUGUGUGUGUUUUUGUCCGUUCUGACAAUCCUUGGUAUAGACUCUUGUCACGCUACACUGCCAGACAAAAUAAUUACAGUGUGAUACAGUGUUCGUAGAGCAUCCAUUUCUAUUGCAUAAAAUAGAUGAUGUCGUUACUUAUUUCAUUUUUUCGGGACGCCCUGGAUGGGGUCAUAAGUGAUACAUCCGAGUAAUACUGAGGCUGACGGUUCAUGCCAUCCGGCUCACCUCAAAGGCGCAUAUAAGUUUUGUCUGUAUGAAAGCUCUUCGCAUUAUUUGAUAUCCACCAUCCUCGGCGUACAGGUUGUUUUUAUGACUGAUUCAAGUGUCUGCAGAUGUGAAAUGGAGGUACAGGCGUUUGCUCGUUGCAUUCUUUGCAUGUGCUCUUUAGCCCGUGUGUCCGAAUAGGCUCUGGACACAGCAGUAAAGAAAGCUUGAUAGCAGGUAGGUAGUACACGUUAGGCAGCCAAGUAUUUUGCAGAGGAUUUGCGGCCCUUGUUUAUUGAAAGUUCUUCGUUUUGUAAUGCAGAAUGCACUCUACAAGAAGAGGUCAGACAAAACGUGGUCAUAUCACGGACGAAUUCGUUUGGCUCCCCCUCUCCACCUCUUCUUUCGGAGAGGUGGUGAGUGGCAUCCAAGGACGUUCACGUGUGGGGGCGCCGGUGCUUCUGUCCACUUCUUCUUUCACUAACGUGAUAUGAUCGCGCUAUGCAUUUGCUUCAGUCUCUCUUGGCACGCGGGCGUAACGUUGCUGCGCUGUUCUAAUGGAGUAUGGUGAUAUGAAUCCGGCCUUUCGUUUUUUGUCGAGAUUCACUAGUGGUGGUUCCACAGCAGUAACACCAACCGAAUGCAAGAAUGCUUCGCCAUCUGGACCGCACGGAGAAAAGUUAUCACAAGCGUGCAGAACCAAUUUAAUUCGAUGCACGUUGGCUUUGUGACCGAAUCCCGUAUGCACUACGGGAUCUGUUAGAAUGCAUUCUGCAUAUGCAGAUUUGGCCGGGAUGACCAAAAGACCUUUAUUCUUUCAGUUCCCGUCUGUUCUCAGAGGCUUAAGCGACUUAAGUGGUGCGUAUAGUAGUUGCUUGUAUUGCGUAAGUUAUACUUUGUAUGCGUUAAGGGAGUGUAAGUAUAACCUGUAGGCUCUAUACGAGUGAUGCAACCGUAACCUUACAUUAAGGUGGGCUGCUGUUUCUUUAGCGUUUACAAUGUUACUGCUGUGUGGCAACCCCGAGCUCCUGGUUAGUGUUUUAUUUCUAGUUUAAAUGUCAGCAGGUUAGCAAUGUGGAAGCGUAAGAUUCCGAAGCGGUAUCCAAAUAGGAGGGCGCGCUGUCAUUCAUCAUGUGUACAUAUGGGAUUCACUGUCGUCCAGAUUAUGUACAUGUACAGGUCUAAUGACACAGCGAUCAUUCUGCACUGUACAGGUGUACAUAUGUUAUGUAAAGGUAGUUCUUAUAUAAGUAAGGUAUUGCUGCCAUCACUUUCAAGAAUAAUAACGAAUGGAGGGAGUGACUCGUUAUCUAGGUAUUCCUGUUGGAAAGGUUUAUAUCAUGAUCUACCAAAUGUUUUCAUACUAAUUUUGUAAUAAAAUCUAGAAUGAAAAGUUA
Ornithodoros turicata is the source of this 7846-nucleotide messenger RNA. RefSeq names its product unconventional myosin-Ia-like. The coding region runs from base 504 to 3926 and encodes 1140 amino acids. Gene Ontology annotation, cellular component: vesicle; myosin complex; plasma membrane. The transcript has 32 exons. Lineage: Eukaryota; Metazoa; Arthropoda; Arachnida; Ixodida; Argasidae. Gene Ontology annotation, biological process: actin filament organization; vesicle transport along actin filament. The record is from RefSeq and is a predicted model, not a curated record. Gene Ontology annotation, molecular function: ATP binding; microfilament motor activity; actin filament binding.